This is a messenger RNA of Lactuca sativa (garden lettuce), 668 nucleotides long. RefSeq lists its product as uncharacterized. Lineage: Eukaryota; Viridiplantae; Streptophyta; Magnoliopsida; Asterales; Asteraceae. The record is from RefSeq and is a predicted model, not a curated record.
UAUUCUCUUCCACUUUCAUCGUUUCCAAAUUUCUCUCCAUCUCUCAAACUUUAUCCUCCAUCUACAACACUCUCACAUUCAAAUUGUAUUCGAUUGAAAUUCAUAACAAUGGCGUCUUCUACUUAUGUUAUGGUGGCGUUGUUUGCUUUGAUUGCUGGAUCUGCGUUGGCUCAGUCACCCACUGGAUCUCCGAUGGUAUCACCGACGGCAUCUCCGACUGCGUCGCCUCCGUCUCCAGUUACAGCUCCUCCUACGAGCUCUCCGACUUCAUCACCGACUGAAUCGCCUCUAGCAUCUCCACCAGCUCCUCCUGCUCCUCUAUCUCCCAGCGGCUCUCCGUCGUUGUCUCCUUCUGGCUCACCUGUUCCGACCGCUUCUCCUACUUCACCGCCGAACUCCGCUAGCUUGAACAGACUCGCCGCCGGAUCUGUUGCCGUGGUUGCCUUAGCUGCUGCUUUGGUUAUGUAGAGAUCUGAUUUUGUGGAGAGAUUUUUCAUGGAGAUUAUCAUUCUUGUGAUACUUUUACUUUUGUUCAUUAUUUUUAAUUCUUAUUAUUAGUCGGUUUUAGGUUAUUAUUCCAUGUCUAUUUUACUACGAGUGCAUAGGCUUUUAUGAUUUUACUGAUCAUGUUAUUAUUGUUAUAUUAAUGAAUUCUUUCGUUAUGAUUA